Molecule: messenger RNA, 996 nt
Organism: Dendrobium catenatum
Lineage: Eukaryota; Viridiplantae; Streptophyta; Magnoliopsida; Asparagales; Orchidaceae
Product: trihelix transcription factor GT-3b
Exons: 2
Coding region: 58-993 (311 amino acids)
Source: RefSeq, a predicted model, not a curated record
UUUCGUUUGCUGGAGAAGACAUCGGAAGGGGUGACGGUGGGGUUAGGGUUGGAACGGAUGAUGAUGGGCGGUGGAGGGGAGGGAGAUGCCCUCGGGGGGAGGAUGGGGAUGGUGUCGACUUUUCAUCUGCAGAUGAUGCCGGCGGCGGGGGAGCUUGUUGGGACGAGCGGCGGUGGUGGGUUGGGUGGUGGAGGACAGAGGGGUAAGGAAGAGAAGGUGCCGCAGUGGGGUCAGCAGGAGACUAGGGAGUUGAUAGCAAUUAGAGCUGAUCUGGAGAGGGACUUCACGGUGUCGCGUCGGAACAAGACGGUGUGGGAGGCUGUGGCGUUGCGGAUGAGGGAGAAAGGUUAUCGCCGGACGUCCGAACAGUGCAAGUGCAAGUGGAAGAACCUUGUCAAUCGAUACAAAGGUAAAGAGACAGCCGAUGCUGAAAGUGGAAGGCAAUGCCCCUUCUUUGAAGAACUGCAUGCUUUGUUCACAGAACGUGCCAGAAACAUGCAGCGCCUCCUUCUCGAAUCUGAAUCCGGCGCCCUUCACUCAAAGAAGAAAUUGAAGAGGCUUAGCGCUGAUAGAUCAUCCGACGAGUUCUCAGAUGACGAUGAGGAAGACGAAGAAGACAGCGAGGAAGAGAAACUGACACGAAGCAAGAAGAAGAAGGCCGAGAGAACCACUCUGCAACAGCAAACCCGAACCGCGCCCGACAAAUCUAGACCAGCUAAUAGCAUUCAUGACCUACUCCAUGAAUUCCUGCAGCAGCAGCAACAAUUAGAGGCCCAUUGGUGGGAGAUUAUGGAUAGAAGAGCUCAGGAACGGCAGAGGUUUGAUCAGGAAUGGAGGAAUACCAUGGAGAAGCUGGAGAGGGAGAGGUUGAUGCUUGAACAGACUUGGAGGGACAGGGAAGAACAAAGGAGAAUGAGGGAAGAGAGCAGGGCUGAGAAGAGAGAUGCUUUGCUUACCACACUUUUGAAUAAGCUCAUACAGGAUGACUUAUAAAAG